Molecule: messenger RNA, 15913 nt
Organism: Oryctolagus cuniculus (rabbit)
Lineage: Eukaryota; Metazoa; Chordata; Mammalia; Lagomorpha; Leporidae
Source: RefSeq, a predicted model, not a curated record
AUGCUGCUGCGUGCCCUCCUCUAUGGGGUGUUGUGGGCACUGGCUUAUGGGCGGUGGUGUGAGUGGACAGAGACAAUCCAUGUGGAAGAGGAAGUAGCCCCUCGCCAGGAGGACCUGGUGCCCUGCACCAGUCUCUACCAUUACAAUCGCCUGGGCUGGCGGCCGGCCCUGCCCUGGAGUGGCCGUGCAGGGCUCACGGGGCCACCAGUGCCUGGACUCUGUCCCAUCUACAAGCCCCCGGAAACCCGGCCUGCCACGUGGAACCGGACAGUGAGGGCAUGCUGCCCAGGCUGGGGCGGCACCCACUGCACUGAGGCUCUCGCCAAAGCCGGCCCUGCCAGCCACUGCUUUGCCACCUGGCAUUGCCAGCUGCUGGCAGGCUCAGUUAAUGCUUCAGCAGGCAGCCUGGAGGAGUGCUGCUCCCAGCCCUGGGGACACAGCUGGUGGAACGGCAGCUCCCAGGCCUGCCUCAGCUGUUCCAGCCAGCGCCUCCCAGGCAACACCUCUUCCCCGGCCCUCCUGCAGCCCCUGGCAGGGGCCGUGGGCCAGCUCUGGAGCCAGCGCCAGCGUCCCUCAGCCACCUGUGCCACCUGGUCUGGCUUCCACUACCGUACCUUUGAUGGGCGCCACUACCACUUCCUGGGCCGCUGCACCUACCUGCUGGCAGGCGUGGCUGAUUCCACCUGGGCUGUCCACCUGCGGCCUGGGGGCCACUGUCCCCAGCCUAGGAACUGUCAGUCGGUUCGUGUGGCAAUGGGCCCUGAGGAGGUGCUGGUCCAGGCUGGCGACGUCUCUGUGAAUGGGCAGCUGGUCCCCAAGGGGGAGUCUCGGCUGCUCCACGGGUUGAGCCUGCAGUGGCAGGGGGACUGGCUGGUGCUGUCAGGGGGCCUGGGAGUCGUUGUGCGGCUGGACAGGUCCAGUGCAGUCUCCAUCUCGGUGGACCAUGAGCUCUGGGGACUGACACAGGGCCUCUGUGGUCUCUAUAAUGGCCGGCCUGAGGACGACUUUGUGGAACCGGGCGGGGAACUGGCCAUGUUAGCUGCCACCUUUGGGAAUUCCUGGAGGCUCCCUGACUCUGAGCCUGGGUGUCUGGAUGCAGUGGAGGUGGCCCAGGGCUGUGAGGGCCUCCUGGGGGACACAGGGGCAGGAGUUGAACCAGGCCGACUGCGAGCGGAAGCCCAGGACGUGUGCCACCAACUGCUGGACAGUCCAUUCCGGCAGUGCCAUGCCCAGGUUCCCCCAGAUGAAUACCACGAGGCCUGCCUCGUUGCCUACUGUGCAGGGGCCAUGGCAGGCAGCAGUUGGGAGGAGCUACGGCAGACCGUGUGCACCACCUUCACCAUCUACGCCCAGACCUGUGCCAAGCAGCGUGUCCACGUGCACUGGCGGAAGCCUGGCUUCUGUGAGCGCCUGUGCCCUGGGGGCCAGCUCUACUCGGACUGCGUCUCCUCCUGCCCACGCAGCUGCUCAGCAGUGGGUGAGGCCGAGGAGCCGUCCUGCCGAGAAGAGUGUGUGAGCGGCUGUGAGUGCCCGGUCGGCCUCUUCUGGGAUGGCGCCCUCUGUGUGCCCGUUGCCCGAUGCCCCUGCUACCACCGGCGCCAGCGCUAUGCCCCUGGUGACACUGUGCACCAGCUGUGUAACCCAUGCGUGUGCCGGGAUGGCCUCUGGCACUGUGCCCAGGCCCGGUGCCCUGCUGAGUGUGCAGUGGGCGGGGACGGCCACUACCUCACGUUUGAUGGGCGGAGCUUCUCCUUCCGAGGCAGCCAGGGUUGCCGCUACAACUUGGUGCAGGACUACACGAAGGGGCAGCUGCGGAUCACGCUGGAGCACGGGGCCUGCGACUCUGGCAGCUGCCUCCACGCCCUCUCUGUCUCUCUGGGAGAUACCCAUGUCCAGCUCAGGGACUCAGGAGCUGUCCUGGUUGAUGGUGAGGAUGUGCGCUUGCCCUGGACUGGUGCUAGAGGGCUCAGCAUCUUCCAUGCCUCCUCUACCUUCCUGAUGCUGCGCUGGCCAGGGGCCCGACUCCUCUGGGGGCUAUCUGACCCGGCAGCCUACAUCACCUUGGACCCUCGGCUUGCCCAUCAGGUGCAGGGCUUGUGUGGCACCUUCACCUGGAACCAGUGGGAUGACUUCCUGACACCGGCAGGGGACGUGGAGACCAGCGUUGCUGCCUUCACUAGCAAGUUCCAGGUGCUGGGCAAGGAAAGCUGCCCCCCAGGGGACAAUGCCCCCCUCUCUCCUUGCAGCAUCCACUCCCAGCACCACACUUUUGCAGAGGCAGCCUGUGCCAUCCUGCAAGGCUCAACCUUCCAGGAGUGCCACGGGCUGGUGGACAGGGAGCCAUUCCGGCUGCGCUGCCUGGCAGCCGUGUGUGGCUGUGCCGCCGGCAGGGACUGCCUGUGCCCAGUGCUUUCUGCCUAUGCGCGCCGCUGUGCCCAGGAGGGGGCCCCGCCUCUCUGGAGGAAUGAAACCCUCUGCCCUGUGCUGUGUCCUGGAGGCCAGGAGUACCAGGAGUGUGCUCCGGUGUGUGGUCUGCACUGUGGACAGCCAGAAGACUGCGGGGAGCUGGGUGGCUGUGUGGCUGGUUGUAACUGCCCCCCAGGGCUGCUGUGGGACCCCGAGGGCCAGUGUGUGCCCCCCAGCCUUUGCUCCUGCCAGCUUGGAGCCCGCCGCUAUGCACCUGGCAGUGCCAUCACAAAGGACUGCAACCACUGUGUCUGCCAGGACAGGGGUCUCUGGAACUGCACAGCUCACCGCUGCCCCCCACAGCAGACAUUCUGCCCCCGGGAGCUUGUCUACGCCCCUGGUGCCUGCCUCCUCACCUGCGACAGCCCCAGCGCCAACCUCUCCUGCCCCACAGGUGGCACUGACAGCUGUGUCUGUCCCCCAGGCACCGUGCUGCUGGAGGAACGCUGUGUGCCUCCUGACCUCUGUCCCUGCCGUCACAGUGGGCGGUGGUACCCACCCAAUGCCACCAUCCAGGAAGACUGCAAUGUUUGUGUGUGCCUGGACCGGCAGUGGCACUGCACAAAGCAUCAGUGCAGUGGUUGGUGCCAGGCAUCCGGCGCCCCCCACUAUGUGACCUUUGAUGGACUGGCCCUCACCUUCCCUGGGGCCUGUGAGUACCUGCUGGUGCGAGAGGCCAGCGGCCACUUCAGUGUCUCUGCCCAGAACCUUCCCUGCGGGGCCAGUGGCCUCACCUGCACCAAGGCACUGGCUGUGCAUCUGGAGACCACUGUCGUGCACCUGCUCAGAGGCCGGGCGGUGAUGGUGAAUGGGGUGAGCAUUACACCCCCCAAGGUCUACACAGGCCCUGGGCUGAGCCUGCGCCAAGCUGGCCUCUUCCUGCUGCUGACAACCCGCCUGGGCCUCACCCUGCUCUGGGAUGGAGGCACCCGGGUCCUGGUGCAGCUCUCUCCCCAGUUCCGUGGCCGAGUGGCUGGGUUGUGUGGAGACUUUGACGGAGAUGCCAGUAAUGACCUGCGGAGCCGCCAGGGAGUCCUGGAGCCCACAGCUGAGCUAGCUGCCCACUCCUGGCGCCUCAGUCCCCUCUGUCCUGAGCCAGGAGACCUGCCGCACCCCUGCACUGUGAACGCCCACCGGGCCGGCUGGGCUCGGGCCCGCUGCGGGGUGAUGCUGCAGCCACUUUUUGCCCAGUGCCACUCCACAGUGGCCCCACAGCAGCACUACGAGUGGUGUGUUUACGAUGCCUGCGGCUGCGAUUCGGGAGGUGACUGUGAGUGCCUCUGCUCUGCCAUCGCCACCUACGCAGACGAGUGUGCCCGGCACGGCCACCAUGUGCGCUGGCGCAGCCAGGAGCUAUGCCCCCUGCAGUGUGAAGGCGGACAGGUGUAUGAGGCCUGUGGGCCCACAUGUCCCCCAACCUGCCAUGACCACCAGUCUGUGCCUGAGUGGCACUGCCGGGCAGUUGCCUGCGUGGAAGGCUGCUUCUGCCCUGAGGGGACCCUGCUGCAUGGAGGAAGCUGCGUGGAGCCGGCUGCCUGCCCCUGUGAGUGGGGUGGCAGCUCCUUCCCGCCAGGGACUGUGCUGCAGAAGGACUGCGGGAACUGUACGUGCCAGGAAAGCCAGUGGCACUGUGGCAGUGAUGGUACCCACUGUGAGGAGCUGGUGCCUGGCUGUGCAGAGGGAGAGGCCCCAUGCCGGGAGAGCGGGCACUGUGUGCCCCAUGAGUGGCUUUGUGACAACCAGGAUGACUGUGGCGAUGGUUCAGACGAGGAUGGCUGUGCCACCCCAGGCUGUGGUGAGGGGCAGAUGUCCUGCAGCUCUGGCCACUGCCUGCCCCUGGCCCUGCUCUGUGAUGGGCAGGAUGAUUGUGGAGAUGGCAUGGAUGAGCAAGGCUGCCCGUGCCCACCAGACUCAUUGGCCUGUGCUGAUGGGCACUGCCUGCCCCCCGCCCUGCUGUGCGAUGGGCACCCUGACUGCCCAGAUGCUGCUGAUGAAGAAUCCUGUCUGGGGCAGGUGGACUGCGUGCCUGGGGAGGUGUUCUGUGCUGAUGGUACCUGUGUGCGGGCCUUCCAGCUCUGUGACGGAGCCUGGGACUGCCCUGAUGGCGCGGAUGAGGGGCCUGGGCAUUGCCCCCUGCCCUCUCUGCCGGUGCCCCCCGCUGGCACCUUGCCUGGCCCAUCCACUGGCUCUGUGGACACUGCACCAAAUUCCUCCGCCAGCAGCGGCGCUGCGCCUCCCUGCGGCCCCUGGGAGUUCCUGUGCGGCAGCGGCGAGUGCACACCGCGGGGCUGGCGCUGCGACGCCGAGGAGGACUGCACCGACGGCAGUGACGAGCGCGGCUGCGGCCGGCCCUGUGAGCCGCACCACGUGCCCUGCGCCAGCGGCCCGCACUGCGUGGCCCCGGGGCAGUUCUGCGACGGCGUGCGGCAGUGCCCCGACGGCUCCGACGAGGCUCCCGACGCCUGCGAGAGGCUGCCAGCCCCAGGAGGCCCCAACAGGACAGGGGACCCCUGCCCAGAAUACACUUGCCCAAAUGGCGUCUGCAUUGGUUUCCAGCUGGUGUGUGAUGGGCAGCCCGACUGCACGUUGGCAGGGGAGGCAGGGCCCUCCCCAGAAGAACAGGGUUGCGGGGCCUGGAGCCCCUGGAGCCCGUGGAGCCCGUGCAGCCAGACCUGCGGGCCUGGGGUGCAGGGCCGGAGCCGCCGCUGCUCCCCACCCAGUGUUCCAGUGCUGCAGUACUGCCCAGGCCCCGAGCACCAGUCUCAGGCCUGCUUCACUGUGGCCUGCCCAGUGGACGGUGAGUGGAGCUCCUGGUCACCCUGGUCUGUGUGCUCUGACCCAUGCCAAGGGACUGUGACACGGCAGCGCCAGUGCCACCCGCCCCAGAAUGGAGGCCAGGCCUGUGCCUUGCUGCCUGGAGGCCCUCACAGCACCCGCCAAACUAAGCCCUGCUCCCAGGACGGCUGCCCCAAUGCCACCUGCUUGGGGGAGCUAGUGUUCUGGCCCUGUGCCCCCUGCCCUCUGACCUGUGAUGACAUCUCUGUCCAGGCCAGGUGCCCACCUGACCAUUCCUGCAGCAGCCCAGGCUGCUGGUGCCCAGAAGGGCAGGUGCUGGGCAGUGAGGGGCGGUGUGUGUGGCCUCGGCAGUGUCCCUGCCUGGUGGAUGGUGCCCGCUACUGGCCGGGGCAGCACAUCAAGACCAACUGCCGACUCUGUGUCUGCCAAGAUGGGAGGCCGCGACGCUGCCGGCCCAACCCAGACUGUGCAGUGAGCUGUGGCUGGUCAUCUUGGUCCCCCUGGGCCGAGUGCCUGGGCCCUUGUGGGAGCCAGAGCAUCCAAUGGUCCUUCCGGAGUCCCAACAACCCCCGCCUCGUGGGCCAAGGUCACCAAUGCCGUGGCAUCCACCGCAAGGCCCGCAGGUGCCAGACGGAGCCGUGUGAGGGCUGUGAGCAGAGGGGCCAGGCCCACCGUGUUGGGGAGCGCUGGCGUGGGGGCCCCUGCCUUGUGUGCCAGUGUCUACACAACCACACUGCACACUGCUCCCCCUACUGCCCACUGGGCAGCUGCCCCGAGGGCUGGGUCCUAGUGGAAGGCGUGGGAGAAGCGUGUUGUCACUGUGCCCUGCCUGGAGAAAACCACACAGUGUCUCCAGUGGCCACUCCUGCCCAAGCUGCAGAGCCCAGUCCCCAGAUUGGACCCCGUCUGACCACCUACAUCCUGCCUUCACUGGGUGACCCCUGCUACGCUCCCCUGCACCUGCCCCAGCUGCCCGAGGAGGGUCUACACGCAUUGCCCCAGAAGCUGGAGCACCUCCUGGUGGCUCCCACCAAGGUUCCCCGCCCUCAGGCAUGGAGCCCGGGAGAGCACUACCUGCAGCUGGACCUGCUGCAGCCCCGAAACCUAACUGGCAUCAUCGUGCAGGGCGCUCGUCCCUCCAGUGCUUACGCCACCAGCUUCUCCCUCCAGUUCAGCAGUGAUGGUCUGCACUGGCAUGACUAUCAUGACAUCAUGCCGGGCACCCUGCCUCCACCCAAGCUUGUCCCUGGAAGUCAGGGUGGCGAGGCCCCCGAGGUGUGGACAUUUGGCCAGAUGGUGCAGGCGAGGUACAUCCGCGUGUGGCCCGGUGAUGUCCCCCGCAACAACGUUCAGCACAGCGUCUUCCUGCGGGCUGAGCUGCUGGGCUGUGAGACAGUGUCCCCGCCAGUGUCCCCAUGCCCAGGCGCCAGGCACCGCUGUGAGAAUGGUGAGUGUGUCCCAACGGGAGGUGUGUGCGAUGGUGUUGCAGACUGCACAGACAGCUCUGAUGAGGAAGGCUGCUGGCCUCUGCCUGCAGGCACUGGCAGGUAUGGUACGUGGACCCAGCAGGGGGAGGUGCCCUGUGCUGCCUGGGCAUCAGUGGUCUCAAUAUGGCUGCUGCACCAGCAGCCGCAGCCAUCACCUGGAACUGGUUGGAAAUGCAGGUUCUUAGGCCCCACACAGCCCUGCAGGAUGGAACCCAUGGAUGUGUUUUGCAACCCCCCUGCUGAUUCUAACACGAGCUUGAGUAAAGAGCCACUGUUGGGAGCCCUGCCUUUGUGCUUUGUGCCUUGCCUGAAUGCUCCACCCUGGCCCAGAGACCCCCAACCUCCCGAUUGGGUAGGGGGUGUCUCUGAGGCUGCGAGAGCCCCUCUGGUGGUUUGUCUUCCCAGAGUCCAUUCCACAGCCAAGACCCCAGCCCUCUCCAUGCAGUCAGGACAGCUGUCACACCCCCAGCCCGGGGAGAGACUGGCAGAGACUGGACUCUGGCCUGCCCAGCAGGGGUCACUCAUGCCUCCUACAGAGAAGACAGUGAGUCCGGUCCCAGCCCCCGAGGCUCCUCAUCCAGGUUCUGGGGAAUCUGAGCCAACCGUGACCACCGCCCCCACAUCCCAGUCGCGACCCAGAAUGGCUGCUGUGACCAUGCUCCCCCUACGCCCGGUGCCUCCAGGGACCCUGGCUGGCCAGAGCGUCACCCCGGCGCCCUUCCCACUCGUGCGGUGCAGCCCUGGCCAGAUGCCCUGUGAGGUCCUGGGCUGUGUGGAGCCCAAGCAGCUGUGUGAUGGGACGGAGGAUUGCCUCGAUGGCUCUGACGAGAGGCGCUGUGCAAGCCCACUGCCCUUCACGGUGCCCACCACGGCCCUGCCUGGCUUGCCGGCUUCCCAAGCCCUCUGCUCCCCAAGGCAAGUGAGCUGUGGCAGCGGGGAAUGCCUGCCUGCUGAGCAGCAAUGUGACCUGAAGCCCGACUGCCAGGAUGGCUCAGAUGAGGAUGGCUGUGUGGACUGCGUGCUGGCUCCCUGGUCUGGCUGGAGCAGCUGCAGCCACAGCUGCGGCCUGGGCCUCACCUUCCAGCGCCGAGAUCUGCUGCGGCCUCCCCUGCCUGGGGGCAACUGCCUGCUGGAGAGACUCCGCAGCCAGUCCUGCUUCCUGCAGGCCUGCCCAGUGCCUGGGGCAUGGGCUGAGUGGGAGGCCUGGGGACCCUGCAGCGUCUCCUGUGGGGGUGGCCAUCGGAGUCGCCGGAGGAGCUGUGUGGACCCCCCACCCAAGAAUGGCGGUGCCCCCUGCCCAGGGACCUCCCAGCAGAGGGUGCCUUGCCACUUGCAGCCCUGCACAGGCAGCACAGACUGCGGGCUGGGCCAUGUGCAUGUGAGUGCGGAGCUGUGCCAGCAGGGCCUGGUGCCCCCGUGCCCACCCACCUGCCUGGAUCCUGAGGCCAACAGCAGCUGCAGCGGGCUCUGUGUGGAGGGAUGCCGUUGCCCCCCUGGGCUCCUCCUCCUCGACGGCCACUGCCUGCCCCUUUCUGAGUGCCCCUGCCUCGUGGGCGAGGAGCUGAAGCAGCCGGGGGUGUCCUUCCUCCUGGACAACUGCAGCCGCUGCGUGUGUGAGCAGGGGGCGCUGCUGUGUGAGCCAGGGGGCUGCCCCCAGCCCUGUGGCUGGUCAGCCUGGUCCUCCUGGGCUCCCUGUGACCGCUCCUGUGGCUCUGGAAUGAGGGCCAGGUUCAGGUCUCCCUCCAACCCUCCAGCGGCCUAUGGGGGUGCCCCAUGUGAAGGUGACACGCGGGAGCUGCAGGUUUGCCACACGGAGUGUGGUACAGAGGCACCGGGCUGGACGGCCUGGACGCCCUGGACCACCUGCUCUCAAAGUUGCCUUGUCCCUGGAGGGGGCCCAGGCUGGCGCCGCCGUGCCCGGCUGUGCCCCGGCUCUGGAGCCAUACCCUGCCCUGGAGAGUCCACCCAGGAGGAGCCCUGCAGCCCCCCUGUGUGCCCAGUGCCGGCCGGCUGGGGUCUGUGGACUCCCUGGUCAGCUUGUUCAGCCCCCUGUGAUGGAGGUUUCCAGACACGGGGACGGAACUGCUCUGGCUCAGCUCCUGGGGACACAGCCUGCCAGGGGCCCCACAGUCAGACCAGGGAUUGCAACACACAGCCCUGCACAGAUCUGCUGAUCUCCCAUCCAGCCCAGUGCCCAGGGGACAUGGUGUUCCGCUCGGAGGAGCAGUGUCAGCAAGAGGGCGGCCCAUGCACUCGGCUGUGCCUGGCACAGAGCCCCGGGGUGGAGUGCAUGGGAUCCUGUGUCCCUGGCUGCGCCUGCCCCCCUGGCCUCUUCUUGCACAAUGCUAGCUGCCUGCCUCGCGGCCAGUGCCCCUGCCAGCUGCACGGGCAGCUCUACACACCGGGAGCAGUGGCCCGCCUGGACCCCUGCAACAACUGCACCUGUAUCUCUGGCAAGAUGAUAUGUACCUCGGAGCUCUGCCCAGUGGACUGUGGCUGGAGUCCCUGGACCCCAUGGAGUCUCUGUAGCCGCAGCUGCAACGUGGGCAUUCGGCGCCGCUUCCGGGCGGGCACUGCACCCCCAGCAGCCUUUGGAGGUGCUGAGUGCCAGGGCCCCAACAUGGAGGCUGAAUUCUGUAGCCUGCAGCCAUGCCGAGGUCCCAGUGGGGAGUGGGGCCCUUGGACCUCGUGCUCCGUACCCUGUGGAGGUGGCUACAGGAACCGCACCCAAGGCAGUGGCCCGCACAGCCCUAUGGAGUUCUCUACCUGUGGCCUGCAGCCCUGUGCCGGGCCAAUGCCAGGCAUGUGUCCCGGGGACAAGCGGUGGCUGGACUGUGCCCAGGGCCCUGCCUCCUGUGCAGAGCUCAGUGCCCCCAGAGGCGCCAACCAGACCUGCCACCCCGGCUGUUACUGCCCACCAGGGAUGCUCCUGCUGAAUAAUGUGUGUGUGCCGGCCCAGGACUGCCCCUGCGCCCAUGGGGGGCGCCUCCACGCCCCCGGCAGUGUUGUGCUCCGCCCCUGUGAGAACUGCUCCUGUGUGGCUGGGCUCAUCGCCAACUGCAGCUCCUGGCCUUGUGAACAGGGUCAGCCCACAUGGUCACCCUGGACCCCGUGGAGCAUGUGCUCAGCCUCCUGUGGCCCUGCCCACCGCCAUCGGCACCGCUUCUGUGCCAGGACCCCCACCGUGGCGCCGAGCACCAUGGCCCCACUGCCCCCACCAGCCACCCUCACAUCUUUCUGCCCAGGCCCAGAGGCUGAGGAAGAGCCUUGCCUGCUGCCCCCGUGCGACCGAGCCGGGGGCUGGGGUCCUUGGGGGCCCUGGUCCAGCUGUAGCCGGAGCUGUGGGGGAGGCCUGCGCAGCCGGACCCGGGCCUGUGACCAGCCUGCACCCCAGGGCCUGGGGGACUAUUGUGAGGGGCCUCAGGCCCAGGGAGAAGCCUGCCAGGCUUGGCCAUGCCCAGUGACCAACUGCACCACCAUUGAAGGGACAGAGUACAGCACCUGUGGCCCUCCCUGCCCUCGCUCCUGCGAUGACCUAGUGCACUGCGUGUGGCGCUGCCAGCCCGGCUGCUACUGCCCACCGGGCCAGGUGCUGAGUGCUGACGGUGUCAUCUGUGUGCAUCCGGAUCACUGCAGCUGCCUGGACCUGCUGACCGGGCAGCGGCACCGUCCAGGCGCUCAGCUGCUGAGGCCAGACGGCUGCAACCACUGCACCUGCAUGGAGGGGAGGCUGAACUGCACAGACCUGCCUUGCCCAGUGCCUGGAGCCUGGUGCCCAUGGUCAGAGUGGACAGCCUGCUCCCAGCCCUGCAGGGGCGAGAAGAGAACCCGUUCCCGGGCCUGCACCUGCCCUGCGCCUCAGCACGGGGGCGCCUCGUGCCCCGGGGAGGCUGAGGCUGAGCAUCAGAGGGAGGCCUGUCCCAGCCCUGCCACCUGCCCAGUGGAUGGAGCCUGGAGUCCGUGGGAGCCGUGGUCUCCCUGCGACACAUGCCUGGGACUGUCCCACAGGAGCCGGGCCUGCAGCCGGCCCCCCACCUCUGAGGGAGGCAGGCCCUGCCUGGGGGCCCACGUGCAGAGUCACCCUUGUCAGGACAAUGCCACACAGUGCACAGACUGUGGGGGUGGCCUGGCUCUGCUCCCCUGUGGGCGGCCCUGCCCCCGCUCCUGCCAGGACCUGUCCCCUGGGAGUGUGUGCCAGCCAGGCUCAACCGGCUGCCAGCCCAACUGCGGGUGCCCCCCGGGCCAGCUCUUUCAGGACGGGCUCUGCGUGCACCCAGCCCGCUGCCGCUGCCAGUACCAGCCUGGAGCCAUGGGGAUUCCUGAGAACCGGAGUCGUUCAGCAGGGUCCGGGCUCAGUUCUUGGGAAAGCCUGGAGCCUGGAGAAGUGGUGACCGGGCCAUGUGACAACUGCACCUGCGUGGCAGGCAUCCUGCAGUGCCAGGAGGUGCCCAGCUGCCCUGGCCUGGGAGUGUGGGACUCCUGGGGUCCCUGGGAGGAUUGCAGUGUCUCCUGCGGCGGAGGAGAGCAGCUGCGCUCCCGGCACUGUCCCCGACCCCCCUGCCCGGGGAACGCCCGCCAGAGCCGUACUUGCCACACCCAGGUGUGCAGAGAGGCAGGCUGCCCGGCCGGCCGCCUGUACCGCGAGUGCCAGCCCGGUGAGGGCUGCCCCUUCUCCUGUGCCCACAUCACGGGGCAAGUGGACUGCUUCGCCGACGGCUGCGAGGAAGGCUGCCACUGCCCCCAGGGUGCCUUCCAGCACCAGCUGGCCUGCGUGCAGGAGUGCCCCUGCGUGCUGACAGCGUGGCUGCUGCAGGAGCUGGGAGCCACAAGCACCCAUCCUGGGGACUACCUGCCCUUUCUGGGAGAGGAGGCUCAGCCCCUUGGGCCUGGGGAUGAGCUGGGUUCAGGCCAGAUGCUUCGGAUAGGCUGCGGCAACUGCUCCUGUGCACAUGGGAAGCUGUCCUGCUCCAUGGAGGACUGCCCUGAGGCCCGUGGUGGUUUUGGCCCCUGGAGCCUCUGGGGCCCGUGCUCGCACUCCUGUGGCGGGCUGGGCACCCGUACACGCAGCCGCCAGUGUGUGCGCCCCCUGCACCCUCCUGGUGGCCAGGGCUGCCUUGGGCGCCAUCAGGACCUGGAGUACUGCCCCAGCCCGGACUGCCCUGGGGCUGAAGGGUCCACAGUGGAGCCAGUGACGGGCCUUCCAGGUGGCUGGGGCCCGUGGUCCCCGUGGUCCCCGUGCUCCCGCAGCUGCACAGACCCCACUCACCCUGCGUGGCGCAGCCGCAGCCGCCUCUGCCUUGCUAACUGCACUGUGGGGGACCCCACGCAGGAGCGCCCCUGCAACAUGCCUUCAUGCACAGAGCUGCUGCCCCUGUGCUCCGGUCCUGGCUGUGUGCCUGGGAACUGCUCCUGGGCGGCCUGGGGCCCCUGGGCACCUUGCUCACGCAGCUGUGGGGUGGGCCAGCAGCGCCGCCUGCGGGCGUACCAUCCUCCUGGGCCUGGCGGCCACUGGUGCCCGGACAUCCUUACCGCUUACCAGGAGCGCCGCUUCUGCAACCUGCGUGCCUGCCCAGUGCCCGGGGGCUGGUCACGCUGGAGCCCCUGGUCCUGGUGUGACCGGAGCUGUGGAGGAGGCCAGUCCCUGAGGAGCCGCAGCUGCUCGAGCCCCCCACCCAAGAAUGGGGGUGCCCCCUGUGCUGGGGAGAGGCACCACGUCCGGCUCUGCAACCCCAUGCCCUGUGAGGAAGGCUGCCCAGCGGGCAUGGAGCUGGUCACCUGCGCCAACCGCUGUCCCCGCCGCUGCUCGGACCUCCAGGAUGGAGUUGUGUGUCAGGGAGACCAGGCGUGCCAGCCGGGCUGCCGUUGCUCCGAGGGGUCCCUGGAGCAGGAUGGCGGCUGCGUGCCAAUCGGGCACUGCGAGUGCACAGAUGCACAGGGCCACAGCUGGGCCCCGGGGAGCCAGCACCAGGAGGCCUGCAACAACUGCUCCUGCUGGGCCGGCCGCCUCUCCUGCACGGCGCAGCCCUGCCCGCCUCCCACUCACUGUGCCUGGAGCCGCUGGUCAGCCUGGAGUCCCUGCAGCCACUCUUGUGGGCCUCACGGGCAGCAGAGCCGCUUCCGGUCCUCCACAUCAGGUUCCUGGGCCCCAGAGUGUCAGGAGGAGCAAUCACAGAGCCAGCCCUGCCCUCAGGCCCCAUGCCCACCGCUGUGCCUGCAUGGCACCCGCCCCCGAGCCCUAGGGGACAGCUGGCUGCAGGGCGAGUGCCAGCAGUGCUCCUGCACCCCGGAGGGUGUGGUCUGCAAAGAAGACACCAAGUGUGCAGUGCCUGGGACCUGGACCAUGUGGUCCCCCUGGUCCGACUGCCCCGUCUCCUGUGGAGGUGGAAACCAGGUUCGCAGCCGAUCCUGUACGGGCCCGACCCCCAGCCCUGGGGGAACCCCGUGCCAUGGCCCCAACACCCAGACACAACACUGCGGGCAGCAGCCUUGCCUGGACCUGCUGGAGGCCUGCUCCUGGGGCCCAUGGGGGCCCUGUUCCCAAAGCUGUGGCUCAGGCCUGGCCUCCCGCCCUGGGUCCUGCCCCUGCCUGCUGGCUGAGGCAGACCCCACCUGCAAUGGCACCUUUGCCCACCUGGACACCCGAGCCUGCUACCUGGGGCCCUGCCUGGAGCAGUGCAUGUGGAGCAGCUGGAGCAGCUGGACACGCUGCUCAUGCCAGGUACUGGUGCAGCAGCGCUACCGACACCAGAGCCCCACCUCUGGAGAUGCUGGGGCAGGGGCCACCUGCACACGUCUGGAUGGCCACUUCCGGCCUUGUCUCACCAGCAACUGCUCAGAGGACAGCUGCACACCUCCCUUUGAGUUCCAGCCCUGUGGCUCCCCCUGUGCUGGGCUCUGUGCCACACACCUGAGCCAUCAUCUCUGCCAGGACCUGCCGCCCUGCCAGCCCGGCUGCUACUGCCCCAAGGGGCUGCUGGAGCAAGCGGGGGGCUGCAUCCCCCCAGAGGAAUGUAACUGCCAGCACACCUCAGAAGAGGGAGCCGGGUUGACCCUGGCCCCCGGGGACCACCUGCGACUGGGCUGUAAGGAGUGUGAAUGCCAGCAUGGAGCGCUUCAGUGCAGCAGCCAGGGCUGUCAAGGUCUUCUGCCUCUGAGCGGCUGGUCGGAGUGGUCGCCCUGUGGGCCCUGUCUGCCUUCCAGCAUCCUGGCCCCCUCCUCUAGAACCACCCUGGAGGGGCACUGGGCGCUGGACCCAGCCAGUCUCUCCCCAGCCUCGGCUCCCAUGCUGGCUUCGGAGCAGCACCGCCACCGCCUCUGUCUGGACCCUGAGACAGGGAGACCCUGGGCUGGAGCCCCGGACCUCUGCACUGCCCCCCUCAGCCAGCACCGCCUCUGCCCUGACCCUGCGGUCUGCCGUGAUUCCUGCCAGUGGGGUCCGUGGGGGCCCUGGAGCCCUUGCCAGGUGCCCUGCAGUGGGGGAUUCCGGCUGCGCUGGAGAGAGGCAGGGGGCCCCCUUGGAGGAGGCUGUCAGGGGCCAUGGGCUCAGACUGAGAGCUGCAACGUGGGGUCUUGCCCAGGGGAGAGCUGUGAGGCCCGGAACACUGUGGCCACCCUUGACUGUGCCAACCGGUGCCCUCGCAGCUGUAUCGAUCUGUGGGACCGUGUGCAGUGCCUGCAGGGACCCUGCCGCCCAGGCUGCCGCUGUCCCCCUGGUCAGCUGGUGCAGGAUGGGCACUGUGUGCCCAUCUCCUCUUGCCGCUGUGGCCUUCCCAGUGCCAACGCCUCAAGGGAGCUGGUCCCAGCCGAGGUGGUGCAGCUGGACUGCCAGAACUGCACCUGUGUCAAUGGGUCCCUGGUGUGCCCACACCAAACGUGUCCAGUGCUGGGGCCUUGGUCAGCCUGGAGCACGUGCUCAGCUCCCUGUGGUGGGGGUACAAUGAAGCGCCAUCGGAGCUGCCAGGAGCACCCUGGAGGGGCACCAUGCCAGGCCCAGGACACAGAGCAAUGGCAGGCAUGCAGCCUGCAGCCUUGCCCUGAGUGCCCCCCUGGCCAGGUGCUCACGUCCUGUGCCACCUUGUGUCCACACCUCUGCUCCCACCUGCAGCCCGGCACCGUCUGUGUUCAGGAACCCUGCCAGCCUGGCUGUGGCUGCCCUAGUGGGCAGCUGCUGCACAACGGCACGUGUGUGCCGCCCGCUGCCUGCCCCUGCCCUCAGCUCACUCUGCCCUGGGGCCUCAACUUGACCCUUGAAGAGCAGGCCCGGGAGCUGCCCCCAGGGACCGUGCUCACCCAGAACUGCACCCGCUGUGUCUGCCAAGGUGGCACCUUCAGCUGCUCCCUCACCGACUGUCAGGUGUGCCCCCCAGGGGAAAUAUGGCAGCAGGUGGCCACCGGGGAGCUUGGGCCCUGCGAGCAGACAUGCCAGGAGACAAACACCACAGAGGCUCUGAGCAACUGCAGUGCCUCACAGGACCCCGGCUGCGUGUGCCAGCGAGGGCACUUCCGCAGCCUGGCGGGCCCCUGCGUCCCUGCAGACCUCUGCGAGUGCUGGCACCAUGGGCGUCCCCACUUGCCCGGAUCUGAAUGGCAGGAGGACUGUGAGAGCUGCCACUGCCUUAAUGGCAGGAGUGUCUGCGCCCGGCACUGUCCCCUCCUCACCUGUGCUCAGGGCGAGGUGAAGGUGCAGGAGCCGGGGAGCUGUUGUCCCACGUGCCGCCUGGAGGCUCUGGCACCCUGCCGGCACCUCACGGAGCUUCGAAACCUCAGCAAGGGCCCCUGCCACCUGGAUCAGGUAGAAGUGAGCUACUGCAGUGGGCACUGCCCAUCCAGCACCAAUGUCAUGCCUGAGGAGCCCUACCUGCAGAGCCAGUGCGACUGCUGUAGCUACCGCCUGGACCCUGAGAGCCCGGUGCGGAUCCUGAACCUGCGCUGUCCCGGAGGCCGCUCUGAGCCGGUGGUGCUGCCAGUCAUCCACGGCUGCCAGUGCAGCGCCUGCCAGGGAGGUGACUUCUCAAAGCGCUGACAGGCCCCACUCAAUGAGUCUACUGCCGCUGUUGUCCUCUUUGGAUUCUCAUGCCCUGGCCACCUCCUCCCCGGCCUGCCCACCUACCCCUGACCAAGGAUCCAUGCACUAGCAGACCCUAAAUAAAGUGACACUGACAGCA